This is a messenger RNA of Aureobasidium pullulans EXF-150, 1903 nucleotides long. RefSeq names its product peptidase M18, aminopeptidase I. Gene Ontology annotation, cellular component: fungal-type vacuole. Bases 1 to 1551 code for a protein of 516 amino acids. The record is from RefSeq and is a predicted model, not a curated record. NCBI's taxonomy places the organism in Eukaryota, Fungi, Ascomycota, Dothideomycetes, Dothideales, Saccotheciaceae. Gene Ontology annotation, molecular function: zinc ion binding; metalloaminopeptidase activity. Gene Ontology annotation, biological process: proteolysis. The transcript is spliced from 2 exons.
AUGGCCAACAAAGCGUCCCUCAAGCCGGCCGAGGACUUUAUCGAGUUCGUCAACGCCUCUCCAACGCCCUUCCACGCUGUACACACGGCCAAGCAACGUCUUGAGGCCGCUGGCUACAAGCAGAUCAAGGAGCGUGAUCCUUGGGCUUCCACUCUCGUUCCUGGUGGAAAAUACUACCUCACCCGCAACUCGUCCACCAUCAUCGCCUUCGCUGUCGGUAACAAAUGGAAGCCUGGAAACCCCAUCGCCAUGGUUGGUGCUCAUACCGAUUCAUGCUGUCUCCGACUCAAGCCCGUUUCGAAGCGUCAGUCCGAGGGCUUCAUUCAGAUUGGUGUUGAAGCAUAUGGAGGUGGUCAUUGGGCUACUUGGUUUGACCGCGAUCUCUCAUUUGCCGGUCGCGUCAUGUGCAAGCGUGCUGAUGGUGGAAUGGAACAAAAGCUGGUCAAGGUCGACCGUCCCAUUUGUCGCAUCCCCAACUUGGCUGUCCACUUCGGUGGCUCGGUCCCUUUUGAGUUCAACAAGGAGAAUCAGCUCUUUCCUAUCGCAGGACUGGUCGAGGCCGAGCUGAACAGACAGGGCAAGACGCCUGAAGAUGCCAAAAAAGAGAAGGACCAAGACUCAGACAACGCCGAUUUCAACCCUCUGAAGGCCCCGACUGAAAGACACCACCCCUAUGUCAUCGAGAUCCUUGCCGAAGAGGCAGGUGUCAAGCCCGAAGAUAUCCUGGACUUCGAGGUCGUUCUCUAUGAUACUCAGAAGUCAUGCCUUGGAGGUCUCAACAACGAGCUUAUCUUCUCCGCUCGCCUGGACAACCUCAUGAUGACCUAUUGCGCCGUUCAGGGUUUGAUCAACUCCACAUCAUCUCAAGGCAAACCUCUGACCGACGAGAACACGAUUCGUCUUAUUGCAUGCUUCGACCAUGAGGAAAUUGGUAGCACAUCAGCACAAGGCGCUGAUAGCAACAUAUUGCCAUCGGUACUUCGUCGCCUGUCGGUCCUUCCUUCUUCUCAAGAAACCGAGAGCGACAGCUCUUACGACCGCACUGAUCACCCCACUCACAAAGAUGCCGACACGAGCACUGCAUUCGAGCAAUCUCUGUCGAGCAGUUUCCUCAUUAGUGCGGACAUGGCCCACAGUGUCAACCCCAAUUACAGUGGCAAGUACGAGAGCGAACACAAGCCUCAGAUGAACAAGGGUACCGUCAUCAAGAUCAAUGCCAACGUGCGUUACGCGACCAACUCGCCUGGUAUUGUGCUAUUGCAAGAGCUUGCAAAGAGAGCAAAGAAGAGCAGCGGCGAUGUUCGCCCGAGCGGUCAGGGAGUGCCGCUGCAGAUGUUUGUUGUUCGUAACGACAUGCCCUGUGGAAGCACAAUAGGACCUAUGCUCUCGGCCAACACAGGAGUGAGAACGCUGGAUCUUGGAAACGCACAGCUUUCGAUGCACAGUAUUCGUGAGACUGGUGGAGCCUACGAUGUCGAGUACGCGAUUAAUCUGUUUGAGAGUUUCUUUGAGCACUACGGGGAGUUGGAGAACAAGGUGUUUGUCGAUUAGAUACGAUAUGUGAGAUAGCAGAUAACAACUUGGCUCGGUUGUGGAUGAUGGUGGAGGUUCAAGAUUCGUAAAUUGCAUAAAUUCAAGCAAAAUGAGCAUUGGUGUCACAUGAAAGUUGCUGAUUCAAGAAUGCAGGUGGCUUGGAUGAUGUGCGGAGGGGCUGGAGAAGUGAAGGGGCGUGCGAGAGACCCUUGACGAUUCACUCGGACAACGACGGUGCUAAGGUUGGUAGGGUUUUGCUUUUCUGCCGAAGCAAAAGUCAUUGGAUCUCUUGCAAGGUAUUGUUCUCAUGCGUAACUAGAAGCUAGCGAUUGUUCAGACGUCAGCUUGCCCUCGAUUCGCUUGGAAUUCG